Molecule: messenger RNA, 1593 nt
Organism: Pelagomonas calceolata
Lineage: Eukaryota; Pelagophyceae; Pelagomonadales; Pelagomonadaceae
Source: the annotation of a GenBank genome assembly
AGCAAGCCCGGAGCGCGUCAGCGUCCUGAAGUGGACACUGGCACGAUACUGACCCUCUAUUCGUGGAUUAUUAACUCGCUGUGGUAUUGGGCACAAAGCUCCAGCUUCGAGCAGCGCGGUUUCAGACGCUCUCAGAGCUGGGAGAGCAUCAGCUUGAAACGCACGCCAUCGACGCGACACAGCAAUGGGCGCACUUGGGGACGCGCCAUGGCGACUUCUCGUCUUAGAUUUCAUCACGUUCGUCGCGCUGGGAGGUGGUACCGUCGUCAUCCCGCUGGCGCUCGUGAAGCACUGUCAAAGUAACGACGACAACUGCGCGGCGAAGGCGGCGCAGCGGCUCGUCCAGUACGGCCUCGCGGGGAGUCUGCCGCAGCUGCUGGCCGCGCCGCUCGUCGGGAGGGCUUGUGAUCGAUUGGGGCCAAAAAUACCAUUACUCGCGGGCGGCGUCGGCGUCGUCGCGUCGCUGAUACUCGCCGCGCUGUGGGCGCUCUACGGCUGGCCGUUCUACGCCCUGCUCCUCUCGGCGGCGGCGAACGGUUUGUGUGGCGGCACGCUCGGCUUCCUCGCCGCGUCCUUCGCCUACGCGGCGGCAAGCGCCAAGGCGCCGGAGGAGGAAACGUACGCGCCGCUGGCCGGCGCGGCGGAGGAGGAGGAAGCGCCGGAGCAGCGUACCGGUGGGUUCCGCGGCGUCGCCGUCGCGCUGACGCUGAGCAUAUGCGUGUCGCCGGCGGCCGGCGGCGCCGCGGCCCAGCACUUCGGCGCCUUCGCGACGCUCGCCGGCGCUUCUGGUAUUGCGGCGGUCGCGUUGCUUUGGACGCUAUUUGCUCUGCCGGCGGUGGCGCCGACGAAGAGCGAGGCCAAAGCGGACGUGCUGCGAGGUCUCAAAGUCGUCGCGGCGCCGCCGACGCGCUUUUUAGCUUUAGCUUGGACGCUGGUGGCGACGAACAAUAUUGGUGUGGGGAACAUCGCUACCCAAUACCUCGCCCGCGAUCGCUCAAGCACAGGAGUUGGCCUCUACAUCUCGCUACUGGGCGCCGCGGCCGCCGUCGGCACUCUCGUCAUAGAACCGCUCGUUCGGAAAAUAUGGACAGGGGACGAGUUUAGGCUCAACCUGUUGCUCGCGCGAGCCGGGUGCCUCGUCGCCGCCGGCAUCUCCGUAGGAUUCGCCCUGCUCCCGGCGUCGAAUCCCGGCAUUUAUGGUAUUGCGUGUCUCGCGUCUGUCACGGCGGCCUCGAUGCCCGCGAGCCGCGCGCUGCUCGUGGCGUCCGCGCCGAAAGAGGACGGCGGCGCGGCGUUGGGUGCCCUCGGCGCUUUGGAAUCGGCCUCGGGGCUGGUCGCGCCGGUGUGGUUAGGGUACCUGUAUGCCUACGGCGCGCGGCACUCGCGCGCGGCCGACGCGUUCUACGGGACGGUCGCGACGGCAGCGUUGGCGUUCGUCGUCCUCGUCGUGCGGCCGCCGGAGCCGCGGCACGAGUACCUGCGGCGUAUCUCGUUGCCCGCCGUCACGGCUGUUUCAGAGGAUGGUGGUGGCGAGGGGACGCUCGUGUGAUUUCGUUGGUCGAGUUCUAGUUGUAAUUAUUUCGUUCGUGUUCU